AUGACUCAGUUGUGGCCUGCGGAGGUGUCCGCCGCCUUCUGUGAAUGGGUUUGGCUGUGGCUCUGCGAAUCCUUUGGGGUCCUUGUUUUCCUUCCAUCUCCCUUCUGGGUAUGGGCGCCGACAUCAAUUUCGCAAACGAAAAAAGGAAUAUUGAAAUAUCUCUUAAGAAGGGGUGGGGUCCAGAUUUCCUUUACCCCAAUUGGUUUCCCAAGCGGUGAAAAACCAUACCUACCAUUGGGGUGGCAGUGGUUUUUAUUACAUCGCUGCGCCGUGUUCCUCCCCAGGCGCUUGGCGAAGCAAAGUGCCAUUAUAAGGUUCGCUCAAUGCCCCCGAUGCGUGCCCCAAGGAUCUUGUCUGAUUCAAUUUUUAUCCAAUAUGGAAUGA
Trypanosoma theileri is the source of this 384-nucleotide messenger RNA. RefSeq lists its product as uncharacterized. The transcript has a single exon. The record is from RefSeq and is a predicted model, not a curated record. NCBI's taxonomy places the organism in Eukaryota, Euglenozoa, Kinetoplastea, Trypanosomatida, Trypanosomatidae. The coding region runs from base 1 to 384 and encodes 127 amino acids.